AUGAUUCGAAGGGUUACUACUCGGGUGGGAAGCUGCAGCCAGUUGGCGCCCGCCAAAUGCAUCCGCCUUGCCACUCCGUUGCAACGCCGCACAUUUUUAUCCACCGGCUUACGUUCACGCUCCGAUAACAGCCGCGCCUCCUUCGACACUCUGAACGUCGAACGUUUGGCUCGCGAGCGCCAGGACUAUGACCGAACGCGGCUUGUAUUCUUAGCUGCCGGAUCGGUUGCCGGAAUCAUUGCGACAAUAUACACAGCCUUUCAGCUGAAGAAUGCUUUAGAGAAGAAUCCAACAAAAUUGGACGCUGGGCCCACCUAUGGCUCUUCUCUCGCAGCAAGAAAGGUCAUCGUUCACGACAAGGAAGGCAAUGAGGUUGUGCCAACAGGAGACAGCACCGUGACUGAGUUUCCCCGAACACUUAAUGUACCAGUGUUUGAGGACAGCAGCAUCUCAUCUGCCGCAUCGCCGCAGUCAACCAGUCAGUCCGAGCCUACAACGGAAUAUACACUUGUCGGUCUUGGUGUACGGACUGUGAGCUUCCUCAGCAUACGAGUAUACGUUGUGGGAUACUACGUUGCCACAGCGGAUAUUGCCGCCCUCCAAAGCCGACUUGUCAAGAGGGUUGAUCCUAUCGCAACGGCGCUCGUAUCUGGCGAAAAGGACGAGCUACGUGCAGCUCUCCUUGACCCGGUGAAAAGUGAAGAGAUAUGGAAUACUCUGCUUGAGGACGGUGUUCCGUUGCGUUCAGCGUUCCGCAUCGUGCCAGUACGCGAUACCGACUUCCCCCACCUUCGCGACGGCCUCGUGAGAGCUAUACAGGCGCGGGCGUCAAUGAUUCUCCCACAAGAGCAAGUUGAAACGCCGAGCAAAGGUCCGGAGUUUGGAGAGUCUGUUCGCCAAUUUCGCCAGCUGUUCAACCGCGGAAAAGUGCUCAAGCGCAAGGAACUGCUCCUGCUGCGUGGGGAGGGCGGCCGCUUAAGCAUUGUUUAUGACGACGGGCGCUCUUUCGGUCGUCAGUACUUAGGGUCCGUUGAGGACGAGAGGCUUUCACGAGUGCUGUGGCUCAACUAUCUAGGCGGCAGCAAGGUAGCAAGUGAGCCAGCACGACAGAGCAUUGUCAAUGGGGUAAUUGAGUUUGUCGAGCGCCCAGUAGGAACUGUGGCGACCCAGGUUGUCUAA
Molecule: messenger RNA, 1179 nt
Organism: Grosmannia clavigera kw1407
Lineage: Eukaryota; Fungi; Ascomycota; Sordariomycetes; Ophiostomatales; Ophiostomataceae
Exons: 1
Coding region: 1-1179 (392 amino acids)
Molecular function (GO): intramolecular lyase activity
Source: RefSeq, a predicted model, not a curated record